AUGACAAUUUAUUUCAUGCUGGAGGAAGAGGAGAAGCGCCGCCGUCGUGGCCGGUGGCUAGUGUAUCUCUGGCUGAGAGAGGACCGCAGAGGGACCAGACACCUGUACUGCAGGAUAAACCUGGCGGUUCCUGUGCUCCAGAGGUUUUUCGGUCAGGGGGAUACAAGACCUGACUUCAGGCUGAGCAGAGAGUCUCUGGCAGUGCUGCUGGACCUCCUCCAACAGGAGCGGAGACAUGGAUGGGGUGCCACAAUUGAGACCUUGGUGUUCCUCUUCUGGCUGGCAAGUGGGGCAUCGUACAGGGUGGUCUUGAGGGUGUUCGGGAUGCCUUGCUCCACUGUCCACCGCAUCGUCCAACGAAUUACUGCGGAGGUGGUGGCCGUUCGCCACAAGGUUAUCUGCCUCCCAAAGACCGCAGAAGAUCUUGCGGCAGUAACUCAUGGGUUUGCAGGGCUGGCAAGACACGCAGCCUUCGGGAAAGCUGCAGGAGCAAUCGACGGCUGCCAUGUCAGGAUCAAGCCACCAAGUAGCCCUGAUGGUCACUGUUAUAAGAACAGAAAACUGUUUUACUCAAUAAUACUUCAGGCAGUUUGUGACCAUCAGGGCCGCUUUAUUGACACGUACGUGGGCUGGCCGGGGUCGGUGCACGACUCCAGGGUACUCCGGCACAGCCCACUGUACAGGCGGGCGAUCUACCCUCCUCCAGGGCACUUCAUCCUCGCAGAUGGUGGGUACCCCUGCCUCCAACGACCACUCCCCCUCAUCACUCCCUACAAGCGGCCGGUACAAGGUGUGGGAGCCCAGCGCUUUAACAGCCAUCAUUCCAGGGCACGCUCUAUCAUUGAGUGUGCCUUUGGAAUGAUGAAGACCAGGUUUCGCUCCAUCUUCCUGCAAGCGCUGGCGGUGCACCACACCUUUGUGCCUCAGGUCAUAACAGCAUGUACAGUCCUGCACAACAUCUGCCUGGGGGCAGGUGACAUCAUGGCCCCAGAGGAUGAGCUGCAGGACGACAUACCGGAGGAUGAGGGGGAGGAGUUGGAGGCCGUCAGUGGUGCUCCAUGGCGGGACCAGCUGUCUGCCCUGGAGGAGGUCAACCCUGACCACGACUAUCUUUAG
Messenger RNA from Notolabrus celidotus (New Zealand spotty), 1116 nucleotides. RefSeq names its product protein ALP1-like. Lineage: Eukaryota; Metazoa; Chordata; Actinopteri; Labriformes; Labridae. Bases 1 to 1116 code for a protein of 371 amino acids. The record is from RefSeq and is a predicted model, not a curated record. The transcript has 3 exons.